AUGCAGCAAACAGUGCGUCAAACGAAUCCAUCAUCAGCAAGGGGAAUCGAGGGAGCACAUGGUGCUGAGAUCAUUGAGGGAAGAGUCGCAGUUCCACUGUCGACGAAGACGAUUCCCACGUCGUUUCUACUCCCAUCUCAGUGGCCUCAUCCCCAUAACGAAGAACUCCUUCUCGCCAUUGAGGAGUCUGAUUUCGAAGAAAAGUGUAAUGAAAUCAGCAAGAUGAGUAGCAACCUGAUUGUGAUUGGGAAAACUUCGACCGGCAACGAGAAGGAAGAUUUUGAUAAUGAUGGCGAGGAUGAUGAUGUUGACGACAAUGCAGGGGAAUCUGAGGGUGAGGAGUUUGAGCAAGAAACUGGUUGAAGAAACUGUGCAUCAAUGUGAACUUAUAUAUUUGUUUGCGAGAAUACCAAGUUGAGUACAAAUUCCAGCACCAAAUUAUGCAUUCGCUCCGCAUGCUGCCACAAUUUGCUUCCUGCUAUGUGUGCUACACACUCUUCUGUUAUGCUUGAUGUAAGUUUCCAUAGACCACCACUAUAGACUGAGAAACCGGAGAAAUAAAUAACAGAUGGUUGAUGCACUAUAUAUUAUCAA
This is a messenger RNA of Prosopis cineraria, 594 nucleotides long. RefSeq lists its product as uncharacterized. Gene Ontology annotation, cellular component: anaphase-promoting complex. Gene Ontology annotation, biological process: regulation of mitotic cell cycle spindle assembly checkpoint. The coding region runs from base 1 to 363 and encodes 120 amino acids. The transcript is spliced from 3 exons. The record is from RefSeq and is a predicted model, not a curated record. NCBI's taxonomy places the organism in Eukaryota, Viridiplantae, Streptophyta, Magnoliopsida, Fabales, Fabaceae.